UCAGCCUCUGUAUCCGGAAGUGAACGGUCCCGUGAUGUCAGCUAUCCCAGCAUAGCUUCAGUCCCGUUCGCUCGUCACAAGUUACUCUUCGUCUCCUGUCAGUCAACACCGGAGGAGGAUAUUCCUUUUUUGCCGGUAGGCGAACAAUGUCGGACCCUUUUUUUUUUUUUUUUCAACUUUCCUACAAGCGAGUGAAAGUGCUCACAUGACAUGACGGGUUAGCCGCACAAGCUAGCAGGCUAGUUUGGAACAUUCCAGUGGCGGUCAUGUCUCGCUUUGUGUUGCAGCAACUGGCGAAUUUCGUGGAUUAUACCAACAAAAGCGAGACUUUGAACGCCACCGAUGACGUCCGCCUGAGCCCCGACGGACGUCACGUUCAUGUCAUCCUCAGCGAGCCGAAGGUUAGUCUUGUGACUCUGGACAAGUAUGACAGACCUCAGCUGGUCCACAACCAGAGGACGUUGGAUUUAUGUUCGACAAGACUUGUGCCUAUUGUUGAUGUUUUAUAUUUGGACAACAAUGACAGCGGCAAAGGGGACUUUGUGUCUGCCGCCGUGGUUUACGAGAACGGAAAAGCGGAGUUUUGGAAGUUCCAUGAGGGCGAAGGAGGCUGGAGUCUAAUGCAGACAUCCGACUUGUGCAACAGUCCCCGGGCCAAAGUGGUGUCGGUCUGCGUCUGCUCCGACCUCAUCAUCUGGUGUGAGGAGCGGCCGCCCUCGGAGAGUACCCCCGGACUCGCCUCUGCCAGGGGUAAGUUGAGGCACUGUGUCUGCAGGCGGGACUACCAGCUGCAAAAGGGGUCUGUCAUCCUAGGAGGGGUGAGGAUCUCCCUCCACAACAACCCUAAAUUCACCGUGAUGGCCUCAGGGGAGUAUGUGCACCUUCUUCCCGCCUCUCCUCUGGGAAAAUUCUUCCUGUCCUGGUGCCCUCGCCGGGACUCCUUCCGGGUCGGCGCCACGUGCAGAGCCACCCCCGUCAAAAAGGACUCGGCCACGGAGUCCGAUUUCCGGAAGCUGAUCGCGGACUGUUUAGGGUAUCUGUCGGCGCUGGACGCGCCCGAGAUCUGCGACGUCUCUCCUGCGGCUUGUGGAGGUCUGCUGAUGCUUCUCGACACGGGCUGGGUGUGUCUCCUGCAGAAAGACGGGACGCUGCGACGCGUUCACAAGCUGGCGGAGAACGACCGGACGCGGACCAGCAUCUGCACAUUCGAGGACACGUUGCUGAUUCUAGUGGGUCAAAACCUGCAUCUUCUAGACUUGGGGUGUGGGAGGGAGCUGGAAACCAUAACACUAAAAAGUGAGGGGGUUUUGUUUGCUAAUCAGGCUGACGGACCGCCUCACUUGUUCUCAAAAACUGGACUUUAUAAAGUGUCGCGACAAGACCUAAAAGUGAAGUCCGCGGCGGAGAACAUCCGCCCCGGCGCGCUCCUGGUGGAGGCCGUGUUCGAGGAGGCCUGCAAGUACUACCAGCAGAGGAGCUUGAGUCGCACCCGGCUGACUGUGGACGCGCUGAAGAAAGGAGGCAAGUUCCAGGCUCCCAUCUCUUUAGCGUCCAUCCUCAGGGACUUCCUCAGCUCGGGGCCCAAGCAGAAAGCGGCGGAAGCGUCGCAAAAUGGAGGAUGUGCGGCGGGGCAAGACAAGCUGCAAGUCUCCCUGGAGCCUGAGCUGAAGGCCCUGGUCGCCGUGGAAGAGCUGAAGGGGAGUUUGGUCGGGAGCACCGAGGACGAGGUGGAGGCUCUUUGCGAGAGUUUGGUGGAGAAGGAAGUGAGCCGGCUGCUGUCCACUUCUGAGCUGGAUCACGACGAGCUGCUCUACCUCAACUCCAUCUUUAACCUUUUCCCCUGCCAGGCGUGGAGGGCGGCCCAAGCCGCUCUCCAGCUGCACUGCAACGGGGAGGCCUCCCUGUCCAGCCGGGCCCCUCCAGAUGUGUGGAAAAGCGUCCUCAGUCCGCCCCCGAGCGUGCCUGCCUCGCUGGCGCUGGCGAACGGCAGCUCCAAGCACAGGUACAGCCCGGCCAAAGCGGACCACAACGCAAACUGCACGUCCAAAUCCACCAGCGCCACCCUGCCCGUCUUUGAGCUUCUCUGCCAUUCAGUUUUACGCUUCCAGCCCGCCUGGCUGCCCAGGUUCCUGGAGCUGGGCCAGCAGCAGCAGGGCUCGGCCGGGCUGGGCCUGAGCCUGGCCGCCUCCUCCUGGAGCGAGAACAACGUGCCGCUCUACAAGCGCGCCCUGGCCGUCCUGUCCUCUGCACGGAAGGAGAGCGACCAGCCCCAAGACCUGGAGGUGGAAUUGCUGAUGGCCAGCGGGCGGCCCAACGCCAUCCUCCAGGCGCUGAGGAUCCUGAUCGGGCGGCAGCAGUGGGAGCGGGUCACCCAAAUGGCUCAGAAGUUCUGCAAGCAGAGCCCACUGCUCAAUAAAGAGAUCUUCACCACUCUGCUGUGUGAGGUGGCACAGCACCGAGACCUGGACCCUUACCUGGACCUGCUGUGGGCCCUCUGCCCCGAGGACCUCACCGUCACCACCAUUCUGAACCUGGUGCUGAAAAACCUCCCUCUGCCCAGCACCCCCCAGCCCCUGCCCAUGUCCCUCACCUCCAGCCCCUCCCCUGCUCCCUUCGCCGACCCCCAGAGUGGUCACCUGACCAUCGGGCUCCUGAAACCCCUGCUGAGGAAAGUUCUGCAGAGGGAAACCAAACCCAGCCAGCGUUACGCCGACAUCCUCCAGUCGCCGUCCUUCCCGCCCCCGGCCCCGCCCCGCUUGCCCACGGAACAUUCCAGAACCGCCUCCCCUGAUGGUUCCUCCACCUGCUGACUUGAUGGUAAUGUCACAUGACUACUGGACCUUUAAAACAACUACUGACAAUAUUAGCAGUGUAAAUAUUGCCUCUAAUUUGACAUUGUACAUAAUAACCAGCCUUAUUUAUACCUUCCAUUAGCUUGAUGUGUUACAUACAGUAUUUAUUGUACAGUAGCUUACCCUUGGUGUUAAAAAUACAAAUAACUUACAUAUUUAUUUACUUGAUGCCCAUAAAACCACCCUACAAUUUAUUGCCACCGCCUGGGAUGGAAAUUCAACUAAAUUCCUGUAAUUAUAGUUAGUAAUGAAAUUAUUAUAAAAUGUAAAAAAAAAACAUACAGUACAGGCCAAAAGUUUGGACACACCUUUUCCUCAUUCAAUGUGUUUUCUUUAUUUUCAUGACUAUUUACAUUACAUUGAAGGCAUCACAACUAUGAAUGAACACAUGUGGCGUUAUGUACUUAACAAAAAAUAACUGAAUAAAAAUAACUGAAAACAUGUUUUAUAUUCUAGUUUCUUCAAAAUAGCCACCCUUUGCUCUGAUUACUGCUUUGCACACUCUUGGCAUUCUCUCGAGGAGCUUCUAGCACACCUGUGAAGUGGAAAACCAUGUCAGGUGACUACCUCUUGAAGCUCAUCGAGAGAAUGCCAAGAGUGUGCCAAAAAGUAAUCAGCGCAAAGGGUGGUUAUCAGAAGAAACUAGAACAUCAAACAUGUUUUCAGUUAUUUCACCUUUUCUUGUAUUCAUUCAUAGUUGUGAUGCCUUCAGUGACAAUCUACAAUGUAAAUAGUCAUGAAAAUAAAGAAAACACAUUGAAAUGAGAAGGUGUGUUCAAACUUUUGGCCCGUACUGUAUAUAUAUUGAAAAUAAUAUAAUAAAACAAUACUUUUUUAUACUAAUAUGUUGCAAAAAGGAGUCAUUAAUUCUGAAUAUUGAUACAGUAAUGGAUUAUUAUGCCCUUACAUUAGAGCACCGCCUGUUGCUUGAAAGCAUUUACAUAUAGUACAGGCCAAAAGUUUGGACACACCUUCUCCUCAUUCAAUGCGUUUUCUUUAUUUUCAUGACUAUUUACAUUGUAGAUUGUCACUGAAGGCAUCAAAACUAUGAAUGAACACAUGUGGAGUUAUGUACUUAACAAAAAAAGGGGAAAUAACUGAAAAUAUGUUUUAUAUUCUAGUUUCUUCAAAAUAGCCACCCUUUGCUCUGAUUACUGUUUUGCACACUCUUGGCAUUCUCUCGAUGAGCUUCAAGAGGUAGUCACUUGACAUGGUUUUCACUUCACAGGUGUCAUAGUUGUGAUGCCUUCAGUGACAAUCUACAAUGUAAAUAGUCAUGAAAAUAAAGAAAACACAUUGAAAUGAGAAGGUGUGUCCAAACAUCUGGCCUGUACUGUAUUUUUUUUAUAAUAGCAAGUGUUUGUGGUAUUUUUUUAAGGCCCAAACUUAUUUAAUUUUGUCGUAUUUUUACACUGGAACGUGUGUUUAUGUGGACGUCUUUUGCUUUUGCAAUGACUGAUAAAGGACACGUCUGUCCCUUUUUGGGCUGCAUGCUCGCGUCCAAUCCUGCCCUCGUGUUUCCCAGCAACAUGUCCUCACAAGACAUUCCUGGCCAGACUUGCCAAGCAAACUUUAAAUUCAAUUUGGGAGAAAUUCCGGUGUUGGGCACCAGGGGGAGUAACCAUAUGGAAAGUUCAUAUCGCGGUAAUUACGACCAAAAGGAGCGCAUUACUGUUUAAUGUGCUGAAAAAGCACUUCUACACACCCUGAAAUCUUUUAACAAAGGAAUUGACAUGAAUAUUUAAACAGACACAAUAUAUUUUCCUUGGCAGACGAAACGUUAAAUAUUUUUUCUGUUUUUUAAGAGCUAUAAUAUUUGAAUGUUUAGAUAUGUUAGUUCUUCUGUACAUUUUUUGGAAUGUUGCCUAUCAUUCACAAUCCUUCGUAAGACAAGAACAUGUUUUUUUGUUAGUUUUUUCAUUCUAAAGAUUAAAAAAAACGCUUGCGAUGCAGCUAAUGGGAGUAUCCUACCUAUGUAGCCUUCAAAGCCCACUUAAGCGACUUCAAAAACCCUCCAUCAAUGUUUUAUAUACACCAGUGGUUCUUAACCUUGUUGGAGGUACCAAACCCCACCAGUUUCAUAUGCGCAUUUACCGAACCCUUCUUUAGUGACAAAUAAAAACUUUUUUUUUUUUCAAAUUCAAGACAGAGUUGUAUGUUUUUGGUAACACUAGUAUGGGGAACAUAUUCUAAGUAAUAAAGACUUAAUUUAGAGUUAUUUGGUUAGGGUUAGGGCCAGGGUUAGGGUUAUAAUAAGGCCAUGCCGAAUAAGGCUUUAAUAAGUACUUAAUAAUGACUAGUUAAGAGCCAAUAUGUUACUAAUUUGCAUGUUAAUAAGCAACUAAUUAAAGGUGAAUAUGUUCCCCAUACUAAAGUGUUACCAUGUUUUUUUACGGGUGCACAAAAUGAACCGUGCAUGAACAUUACCUUGUUCAAACAACAAAACCAACACAGUGCAUAAACUCACAACUAAUUACACACCUACAAAUCAGUCAGCUGUUGCCGUAUCCGUAACACGCCGAUAGGAAGAAGUUUUUAUUUACACGAUGAGUCGGGUGUGUUUUGACCUGCGCCGAACCCCUGAGGCCGACUCACCGAACCCCUAGGGUUCGAUCGAAGCCAGGUUAAGAACCACUGAUAUACACAGUGCAAGUCUAUAUAUAAUGUAGUAACAAUAACACUAUGUAAUAUGUACAAUAUUCCCUUUAUUUUGGUCAUUACCAGAAAGCCAGCUAGAACUAGCCUAUUAUGACAAAUUAGAAGGCAAAAAAACAUGUUCCUGUCUCUCAUAAGGAUUGUAAACAAUAGGCAAAAUUCCCCCCAAAAAUGCAGUUUUUUAAUGCUAAAACGGCGUGUUUUGGUUUAUGUGACAACUUGCAUUCAUGUUAGCAUCAGCGCUGACUGAUAGCUAAGGAUUAGCGACACUUUAGGCGUUAGCUGCUAGCUAGAGGUUAGCGCCGCUAGCUCGAAAAGCUAACGGCUCGCUUUGCUUCUCGGGGAAAUAAGCAGUAUUACCAGUCCAUGAGUUUAUCAAUCACGGUUUAACAAUCAUUUAAACUUGACUACCGUAUUUUUCGGAGUAUAAGUCGCACCGGCCGAAAAUGCAUAAUAAAGAAGGAAAACAAACAUAUAUAGGUCGCACUGGAGUAUAAGUCGCAUUUUUGGGGGAAAUUUAUUUGAUAAAACCCAACAACAAGAAUAGACAUUUGAAAGGCAAUUUAAAAUAAAGAAUAGUGAACAACAGGCUGAAUAAGUGUACAUUAUAUGAGGCAUAAAUAACCAACUGAGAACGUGCCUGGUAUGUUAACGUAACAUAUUAUGGUAAGAGUCAUUCAAAUAACUAUAACAUAUAGAACAUGCUAUACGUUUACCAAACAAUCUGUCACUCCUAAUCGCUAAAUCCCACGAAAUCUUAUACGUCUAGUCUCUUACGUGAAUGAGCUAAAUAAUAUUAUUUGAUAUUUUACGGUAAUGUGUUAAUAAUUUCACACAUAAGUAGCUCCUGAGUAUAAGUCGCACCCCCGGCCAAACUAUGAAAAAAACUGAGACUUAUAGUCCGAAAAAUACGGUAAUCAUCAAGAGUUAGCGUUAAUACACGUUUCCUACUGUCACGUCCUCUCCUCGCUGUCUAUUCAACUACUUUUGUUAUCACCUCAGUCUUGUUCCCUCAACUUUGGAACUUGUUUUCAUGUUUAUUGCAGCCUGACAAUGGUAUUGCUCUUUUUAUGGCCUCCAUCUAACUGACCUCAUUGUCACCUUUCUGGCACCAAGCAGAUGAAAUUGUGCCUUAACGCGCAAAGAAAGACACUUUUCAUGAGAGUGAAUACGAAUCCCAAAUGUUCCACACUGUAACGUUUGCCAUGAAGACAGCAGUAUUUAUGAGUGGAUGUCAUCGCUAUUAAAGUGUGAUGAAGCUUCAA
Nerophis lumbriciformis (worm pipefish) is the source of this 6772-nucleotide messenger RNA. RefSeq names its product HPS6 biogenesis of lysosomal organelles complex 2 subunit 3 (gene hps6). Gene Ontology annotation, biological process: organelle organization; protein localization to membrane; lysosome localization. NCBI's taxonomy places the organism in Eukaryota, Metazoa, Chordata, Actinopteri, Syngnathiformes, Syngnathidae. Gene Ontology annotation, cellular component: BLOC-2 complex; lysosomal membrane. The record is from RefSeq and is a predicted model, not a curated record.